GGCGGAACGCCAGCCGGCGGGCGCGUAUAAAAGCACGCAGCCUACCGCACGUGCUUCGAGCCCGGGUCCUCGCCCAGCACAGGAAUCACCACCGUCUGCGCCGCUUCGGAACGAAAGCAGCAGCCAUGGCCUCUUCCUCCUCGGUGGCAAACGUGGCGGGCUGCGGCCUGUUGCUGUUGCUGCUGUGUGGUCUCGCGGCCUCGUCUCUGAUUGAGAAGCGCACCCGGUUCUGCGGACCGUACCUGGUGGAAACGCUGGAUGCCCUGUGCGGCGGCGAGUUCUUCGACCCUUCCCAGAAGAGGCACGCCGGCCGCCAACAAAUGACGUUGCAGCCCAUGUGGCUCCCGUGGGUGAUGGAGCCACGGUUGGGUUUCCUGGACGCCAAGACGGCUCUGCAGCUGUUGCGGCCCGCCGCCCACCGCCAGGUGCGGGGCAUCAUCGAGGAGUGCUGUCACAAGAGCUGCUCCGUCGCGGAGAUGAUGUCCUACUGCGGACGGGACAGGCCUACCAGCACGAACGAAUAAUGCAGAGGAUGUACUCACGAAACUAUGCCGCAACCGUUUGCCUAACUGACGCGCGCGAACAUUUCGGGUGAGAAAUGUGGGUUCUGUUGCGGCGUCGCGAGUGCCCAAUUACGCAGUGCAAGUCUUUCUUGUAUCAGAGAACGUCGUCAAUAAAGCCAUUGCAAAUUUCCGGUCGUAA
Dermacentor andersoni is the source of this 702-nucleotide messenger RNA. Its product is annotated as insulin-like. Gene Ontology annotation, molecular function: hormone activity. Gene Ontology annotation, cellular component: extracellular region. Lineage: Eukaryota; Metazoa; Arthropoda; Arachnida; Ixodida; Ixodidae. The record is from RefSeq and is a predicted model, not a curated record.